Molecule: messenger RNA, 722 nt
Organism: Merops nubicus (carmine bee-eater)
Lineage: Eukaryota; Metazoa; Chordata; Aves; Coraciiformes; Meropidae
Product: GDNF family receptor alpha-1-like
Exons: 3
Biological process (GO): nervous system development
Cellular component (GO): external side of plasma membrane; signaling receptor complex
Molecular function (GO): signaling receptor activity
Source: RefSeq, a predicted model, not a curated record
CCGUGCGUGCGGCGCCCGCUCCCUCACUGAACUCCGCGCUUCUCCUAAGGUUCCUCAGACCUGAAAGCGUAGGAAAAAAACCUCGGCGUCCGCGUCGCUGCUCCUGCCGCUGGAGGUGGUAGCGGUGAAGCAGAGAGAGUUUUUUUGGUGGUUUUUUUUUUUUUUCUUCCCCCCUUGAAUUCAAUGGAUGUGAACUUGGAGUCUUUGGACCUCGGCGGUUUUGGAAUAUCUACAUGCUGAUCCUCUUUGUUGUGUCACAUCAGCUCGUUUGGGGAAACCAUCCGAAGACAGCAAGAUGUUUCUCGUUAUCUUGUACUUCGCUUUGCCCUUAGUGGAUGUACUUUUGUCCGCAGAAGUGAGCGGGCUGCCUGGAGGGGACCGCCUCGACUGUGUGAAAGCCAGCGAUCAGUGUCUGAAGGAGCAGAGCUGUAGUACUAAAUACAGGACACUGAGGCAGUGUGUAGCCGGCAAAGAGAGCAACUUCAGCCGGGCGACAGGCCUGGAGGCGAAGGAUGAAUGCAAAAGCGCCAUGGAAGCUCUCAAGCAGAAAUCUCUGUACAACUGCCGCUGUAAGAGGGGCAUGAAGAAGGAGAAAAACUGCCUGCGCAUUUACUGGAGCAUGUACCAGAGCUUACAGGGAAAUGACUUGCUUGAGGAUUCCCCUUAUGAGCCAGUUAACAGCAGGCUAUCAGACAUAUUCAGGCUAGCACCAAUUGUAUCAG